CAUUCGUUUGGAGAGUGCAAAUUUGCAGAGCAGAGAAGGAAUCCUAUCGGCGAAGGGCUGCUUUAGGAUCUGAGGGGAGGCUGGGGAGGGUCUGCUGCGGGGAAAGAAACCUCAGCGUCAGCAGGCACCAAGACGGCUGUUGACCCGUUGGAGAAGUGUGCUGUGAAUUCCGCAUCAACACGGCUGUGUAGAUUAUUUUACUGGCCGUCUACUUCGUGACGCGCUUGCAGGGCUGGGAAACAAUGGUGAGAAAGGCCCCCUGUGGCCUUUACGAGCUUCGGUCUCCUUGGGGAGACCCACGUGGUGCCACAGUUACGAUCCCGGGUGAUCACCCAAGUAUGCCCGUGGAGCUAGGUGCGCUGCCAAGUGAUUCAUUCAUCAGAUAUUAAUUGAGGUGCUCCAACCAAGUGUGACUUGUGUGCCCCAGCAGAAGUUGAGUGUAAAAAGUGUUACCCAGCGUUGCCCGGAAGGGCCAGGAAUGGCUUUGCAGGACAGGAAGAUGCCACCCAAGCGUACAGCUAAAAGAAGGUCACCUCCAGAAGAUGCCCUCCCCAAAAGCAAGAAGGUGAAAGACCCUCGUAACCAAGCAGCAAGGGCCGCUGCCUCCCGCCGCAUUCCUGGCGCCCGCUCCUGCCAAGGUGCCUGCAGGCUGAGCCCUCCUGACCAGAAAACUCAACCAGUCUCACAUAGGUCCCACAGCACAGAACCAGGCUUGGUGCUGACACUGGGCCAAGGUGACGUGGGCCAGCUGGGGCUGGGUGAGAAUGUGAUGGAGAGGAAGAAGCCUGCCCUGGUGCCCAUUCCGGAGGACAUUGUGCAGGCCGAGGCUGGAGGCAUGCACACCGUAUGUCUAAGCAAAAGUGGCCAGGUCUAUUCCUUUGGCUGCAAUGAUGAGGGUGCCCUAGGAAGGGACACAUCAGUGGACGGUUCAGAGAUGGUCCCUGGGAAAGUGGAACUGCAAGAGAAGGUGAUACAGGUGUCAGCAGGAGACAGUCACACAGCGGCCCUCACCGAGGAUGGCCGUGUCUUCCUCUGGGGCUCCUUCCGGGACAAUAAUGGUGUGAUCGGGCUCUUGGAGCCCAUGAAGAAGAGCAUGGUGCCUGUGCAAGUGCAGCUGAGUAUGCCUGUGGUGAAGGUAGCCUCAGGAAAUGACCAUUUGGUGAUGCUGACAGCUGGUGGAGAUCUGUACACUUUGGGCUGCGGGGAGCAGGGCCAGCUGGGCCGUGUGCCUGAAUUAUUUGCCAAUCGUGGUGGCCGACAGGGCCUAGAACGACUCCUGGUCCCCAGGCGUGUGAUGCUGAAGUCCAGGGGAAGCCGGGGCCAUGUGAGGUUCCAGGAUGCCUUCUGUGGCGCCUACUUCACCUUUGCUGUCUCCUGCGAGGGCCAUGUGUAUGGCUUUGGCCUUUCCAACUACCAUCAGCUUGGAACCCCAGGCACAGAAUCCUGCUUUAUACCCCAGAACCUGACGUCAUUCAAGAACUCCACCAAGUCCUGGGUGGGCUUCUCUGGUGGCCAGCACCAUACAGUCUGCAUGGAUUCAGAAGGGAAGGCCUACAGCCUAGGCCGGGCUGAGUACGGGCGGCUGGGCCUUGGGGAGGGUGCCGAGGAGAAGAGCACGCCUACCCUCAUUCCCAGGUUGCCCACCGUCUCCUUGGUGGCUUGUGGCGCCUCUGUGGGCUAUGCUGUGACCAAGGAUGGUCGUGUUUUUGCCUGGGGCAUGGGCACCAACUACCAGCUGGGCACAGGGCAGGAGGAGGAUGCCUGGAGCCCCGUGGAGAUGACAGGCAAACAGCUGGAGAACCGCGUGGUCUUAUCUGUGUCCAGUGGGGGCCAGCACACAGUCUUACUAGUGAAGGACAAGGAACAGAGCUGAUGAAGCCUCUGAGGGCCUGGCUCCUGGCCGCCCAGUCUUCCCUCCCAGAACAGGGAGGCCUCCCAGUGAUGACUACAGAUCCCAGCAGGCUUCCCCAGCCCUAAGUGCUCUGUUGUCAAUUUGCCCGUUUCCCAUUAGCAUAGCUGACCAGAAUCCUUUUCCUUUUUUUUCUUCCUCCUUUCAGGAAUCAUCCUGGGACCUACAGGAUGAAGGGGGGAUGGAAGAAGGUGGGGUGGGGUGUCAGAAAGAACUUUGCUCACCCCAGAGCUAUGUUGUUAGACCUUUCCCCCUCAUUUCUACCUCCCAUGGUCCUGGCCAAUGUUGGUUUUGCCUACCUAAACCCAAAACUUACUCCCCAGAAGUUUUGGGCCCACACUCAGAAGUUGGGUCUCCAUCGAACCCUACUCUAGUCAUGCACCACUCUUCCUGUCCUUCACAAUCCACAGGCAGACAAAUGGUACAGUGGUCCGGCUCAGCUGUCAUGGACCUAUGCCUGGGGGAAGCUGAAGAGGCGGCAGGGCCUUGAGCAGUUACCCAGCCAGUGGGCAACCCUAAGCCAAAUAUUUGGCCCUGAACAGGUACCCAUGGGGUAAAAAAAAAACCAAAAACAAACAA
Messenger RNA from Manis pentadactyla (Chinese pangolin), 2488 nucleotides. It is a transcript of the gene RCC1, whose product is annotated as regulator of chromosome condensation 1. The transcript has 11 exons. Gene Ontology annotation, cellular component: cytoplasm. The record is from RefSeq and is a predicted model, not a curated record. Bases 479 to 1873 code for a protein of 464 amino acids. Gene Ontology annotation, molecular function: guanyl-nucleotide exchange factor activity. Lineage: Eukaryota; Metazoa; Chordata; Mammalia; Pholidota; Manidae.